AUGCGGGAGGGGGGGGGCGGGUGUGGGCGUGGGCGGGGUAGGUCGGGGUCUGGGUGGUGGGCUGCGGGUGUGGGCGUGGGGGGAGGGGGUGAGGAGAGGAUUGAUGAGUCGGAUGUAGUUUGUGAGAUGUUGGGGUUGGGGUCGGGGCGGUGGGGCGGGGGGGGGGUGGGGGGGGAGGGGUGGUUAGUUGGGGGGGUGGGUGUGAGUGGGGGGGUGGGGGGGGGAGAGUGUGAGCGGACGGGGCGGGGGGGCACGACACAGGGGGCAAUAGUCGACCCGAAUAAAAUCACAUGA
This is a messenger RNA of Knipowitschia caucasica, 294 nucleotides long. The record is from the annotation of a GenBank genome assembly. Lineage: Eukaryota; Metazoa; Chordata; Actinopteri; Gobiiformes; Gobiidae.